AAUGCAGAGGCAUGAGAAUCAGCAGGAAAAACAAAGAGGGGAAAGAGCUGAGAGAGAACAUUUGGAGUUCAUUCCUUAAUAAGGGCAUAAGAACCACAAAAGAACAUAAGCAAUCUCCUUCCACAAGCAGUAGGGCUAGAAAACUUUUGGGAGUUCAUUCAUUCAAAGCUUUUUGGGUUUAUGGACAUUCUUCCACUGAAUAGGUUCAAGAGAGAGAAGGAACCAGAGGAGAGCAGUUCUAAGGACACAAUGUUAACAACAACAUGACCAAAAUAAACACUGAUUAUGGAUGAAAUGUUAGUAUUGUGCUAGGAAUUAUCAAACUUUUCUUCCUCUUGCUUCAGAAGUACUUAACAUACCAAUGACCUUUUGAAACAAAACAAGAUAUAAUAAAAUUAUAUGUAAGAUCUUCCCUACCAAAAAUAAAGCAAAAUAAAGGUAAAUAAACUGCAUUUCAUCACCAAUUAUUUUGCAAGUUCUCCAAGUAACUAAUAAUUGAUGAAAAUGAACCAUUUACAUGUAAAUAAUUCUUAUGUCUGUCACAAACAUAGUUGCAAGAUGAAUCUGAAUUCAGCCAUUUGGACUUGUAGCAUCAUCAGUUCCAUUCCGUUGGAAAAUUAAUAAGUGUUGAGGAGGAGACAGAUUUUUUUUUUUUUUUUUUUGUUGGUGGGGGAAAAGGGUGGUAAGUAGUAGACAGAAUUCUUUAGGGCACAAUUUGCAGGAGCAUAAAUAUAACUUAAACAGAAAUUCAACUAAGAAACUGGGGUUAGUUGGAAUAAACCAAGCUUCUUUUGCUUCUCUCUUUGUGCACUGAUGGAUAAGUGUCACCACCUCAUAGCAUCAUGUACCACAAUCAAUUAACUGAAAACCACACAAGACACCAAGGUGAGCAACAAGGACUGAUUCUAUGUAACAAUUGUGGAGAUUGCACAUGUGCCUGAAUGGGGGGGUUCUUUAGAAUCCCGGUGAACUGCUUGGCAACUGCAGUAGGAUCAAGAAGCUACAGUCAAAAGAAGAUAGGCCAAAAAGGCUCUAACAGCAAACGAGGGGUCAUCCGAGCACUGAAUUAGUGGUUAGUAGUUUCCAGAAAGUGGUGAUGUGGAGGUAGGAGAAAAGAAGACCUACAGCCAAAAGGCUUCCAAGACCCACAGCCAAAAGGCUCCCAACUCUGUUAGAUUGGAGGAAGAACGGUUGAUGAUCCCUCAAAAGUAAAAGGCAGAACUGGGGCACAGCAAUGCAAGUAUGGUAUCUCCUUUACCAAAUGGUAAAGCUACCGAGAUUCCAAGACAAUCAUUUUCUUGGUAGAAAACCAAUAGCCCUUCAUCAGGGCAAAGAAGAUACCAAACCUCAGCCCAUUAAUCCGGAGCAAGGCAGAGCCUCCUCCCCUACACCCAAGCCAUCGAGACACCUACGGCCGGAUCACGCAACAUAAGACACACAAAAGCGAAGCGCCUAACAACAUCUCCCCUGAUGCUGUUUCUGGGCACCACUCUCACCAAUGAGAAACCCCAAGGCAGGGCGGCAGCAGCUCACCAGUCCGUUGGUCAAGGGAGCUGCAGUCAUCUGUGCCAUCCUGGCCAUCUUGGUGAUCAUUGGAGGCAUCGUUGUCUCGGCCAUCUACACGAACUACCAUCCUAAGAUGCCCUACAUCAAGGUGGCUGAUGCGCACCUCAACACUCUGGACUACGACCAGUCUGGGCUGCUCGACACCGAGAUGGCCCUCACCAUCCUGGCAGAGAACGACAACAUAAAGGCCCACGCGAGCUUCUCCGAUGCCAGCUUCAACAUCAGGUUCCACGGGAUAAAGAUUGCAGAGCUGCGGACUGCCCCGUUCGACGUGCCCAAGAACAGCUCCUUCCCAAUCUACUACCUCGUGCCAUCCUCGUCGAUCCCUCUGGACCAAAUGGGGAUGGAGGCGAUGGACAUGGCCUUGAAGCAGGGCAUCGUGCCUUUCAGCUUGGACGGGCAGGCGCGGACCAGGUGGAAGGUAAUUUUCCUGUCAGCGAGGUUCUGGACCCACCUCUCGUGCGAGCUCCGAUUCUUCUGGCCGAACGGGACCGUCGUGAACCCGUUGGGUUGCAGAUCUAGAGUCCACUGAUGUCCAUUCCUUCCUAAUUCAUUUCAUGGUGAUGGGCUAUCUCCACGGAAAUUUUCCUUCUAAGGUUUCGUUCUCUAGCUUUCUACUAAAUUCUUUUUCUUCUUCAAGUUUUUUUUUUUUUUUCCAGUAUAGUUCCAGUAAAUUCCUAUGUGUAGAUUCCUCUGGGUCGUAUUGAUGGUUAUUCAAUUUAGAGAUCAGAGAACAGAACAUAGACCAGAGAUAGAAAGGAAGAAAAUCCAAUGCCUAGAAGUGAUAACACAGCAGAG
Phoenix dactylifera (date palm) is the source of this 2364-nucleotide messenger RNA. RefSeq lists its product as uncharacterized. Gene Ontology annotation, biological process: defense response to other organism. The record is from RefSeq and is a predicted model, not a curated record. Gene Ontology annotation, cellular component: plasma membrane. NCBI's taxonomy places the organism in Eukaryota, Viridiplantae, Streptophyta, Magnoliopsida, Arecales, Arecaceae.